Peromyscus maniculatus bairdii (prairie deer mouse) is the source of this 4823-nucleotide messenger RNA. NCBI's taxonomy places the organism in Eukaryota, Metazoa, Chordata, Mammalia, Rodentia, Cricetidae. The record is from RefSeq and is a predicted model, not a curated record.
UUUGGUUCAUGGUUUUAUAUUUCAAAUCUGUCUCCCCUCUCUUGUAGGUUUGUAAAAGAAUGGACUUGGUCUGUCAGAGAAUGUUGAAUCAGGGAUUUCUGAAAGUGGAGAGGUACCACAAUCUGUGUCAGAAGCAAGUGAAAGCACAGCUGCCCAGGAGAGAGUCAGAAAGGAGAAACCAUUCUUUAGCCCGUCAUGCAGACAUCCUUGCUGCUGUGGAAACAAGGCUGUCACUGUUAAAUAUGACUUUCAUGAAGUAUGUGGAUUCCAACCUCUGUUGCUUCAUCCCAGGAAAGGUGAUUGAUGAGAUUUACCGUGUACUGAGAUACGUCAAUUCUACCAGAGCCCCACAGCGAGCCCAUGAAGUGCUCCAGGAAUUACGGGAUAUUUCCUCCAUGGCAAUGGAGUACUUCGAUGAGAAGAUUGUUCCAAUUCUCAAGAGGAAAUUGCCAGGAUCAGAUGUGUCGGGAAGACUCAUGGGCUCUCCUCCAGUUCCUGGACCAUCUGCAGCCCUGACGACAAUGCAGCUCUUCUCCAAGCAAAACCCUUCAAGACAAGAGGUUACCAAACUCCAGCAGCAGGUUAAAACCAAUGGUGCUGGCGUGACUGUCCUCAGGCGUGAAAUUUCUGAGCUUCGCACCAAAGUGCAAGAACAGCAGAAACAGCUUCAAGACCAAGACCAGAAACUGCUAGAGCAGACUCAGAUCAUAGGCGAGCAGAACGCACGGUUGGCAGAGCUGGAACGGAAGCUCCGAGAAGUCAUGGAAAGUGCAGUAGGAACAUCCUCAGGGUCUGGGCAGAGCGAGGAGUCUCCUCGGAAACGGAGAAAGGCAACAGAAGCCAUAGACUCUCUUAGGAAAUCCAAACGACUGCGGAAUAGAAAGUAAAGUGGAAUGUGGCUGUAGCUCCAGAGGAAGACGGCCAUGACUGGGAGCUGAAGCAGUUCUUCCUGUCAGGAUACUGGAGCACCGUGGUGUCCCUUAGGCUUCCAGAUGAUCAGAACACAACUUACACUUGGCUCUUGUGGUUGGCAUCCUUCUCGCGCUUCUCUGGUGGAGCUGAUGCACAGAACCUCCUUCCUUUGCAAUAGAUCUGUACUAACCAGACCCAUGCUGUCAUGUCUGGGAGCUAACGUUUUUCCUGUGCAGAUGAUGUGUUCAGUUUGUUUGUUUCAGCAUAUAUGCACAUUACAUACGGAUUUUAAACAAACCCAUUCUUGACAGACUAAAAGUUUAAGUUUAAUACAUAAAAUGUCCUGUUCACUUGAAAGAAAAAAAUCUACUUUUUAAAUGGACACUAUCUUGUUUUGAAAAAAAAGGUUGACUUUUUGUUUGUUAUAAGUGACCUUUGUCUGGAAUGUCUGAGAAGUAGUUAUUCCUUUGGUGUUGAAGUGAUGGGUAACAGGAAGGACUGCAUAGUGUUGCCUGUAGAAGGGGCUCUACAGUACUGACUAUCUAGUUUUAUAAACUACUGGCAAGGGGUCUUUCCAGUUGUCAGAUCCAUGCUUUCAGUUUCCUUUGGAGCCACGUCCUCCAUUUGCAUGGGUGGAUGCAUGCAUUGCCCAGUCAGCACAUUGCACAGCUCUUCACUGGUGUGGAUCUUGAACCUCUACACCAUUUGGAGAGCUGCACCUUCUUUGGUCUAAGCGCUUAACAGCUUCCUCUGCAGCAGCUUGCCUGUGGGGGAGAAUUGCCAGUCCAUUUGUCCUCCAGUUUUGCAGGCACCAGAGACUGUAAAGUCCGUUGAUGUGUCUCUUCUCUGUAGGGUUCAGGUACACUGGCUAAGACAGAACUCCAAAUCCUGUAGAAGCCAGACCUCUGGGAACUAGUCAUGAUUCUGACUCGUCACUGUGCUCAUGGGUCAACCAUGACUGAAUAGGGACCCAACUGAAGAGAAUUGUACCAUGAAAAAGCAGUUUGAUCAUUUCCUUUCUGGGGGAUGAGCCGAGCGAAGCUUUUGAAUGCCACGUUCAAGCUCCCAUGAUAACUUUGAACAGAAGCUUUAGUUUUCUUUGCACUCCUGUUUCGAGCUUGUAACUGGAAAAGUGUGUCUUGCACUGUCCAACCUUCUGAGGGUCACUUUAAACAUCCUCCAACUGUGUAAAGUGGUUCUUUCCCCGUUGUAUAUGUGUUGAAACAUUCAGCUAUCACUGUCCUAUUUUUAUUUUAAUGUACUAAAUUAUGUAGUUUUGUUCUUUUAAAUGUCUGUUGCUUUGGGCUUCAGUUAUUUAUAGUAAAUUUAGUUGUGAGAUAGUAAAACUAUCCCUUUCCAGGUGAAAGUUGACACCUGUGUAAAACUAAGGUUUUGGUAAAUCCCACAGUGGGAGAAAAGCACGAGGUUGUCAUCCGUCCAACAUGACAUGUUAUGCAUCCUUUAGGUUCCUUUACCAGGUGACACUCUACUGCCCAUCCUUAGUAUUGUCCCUUCAUGAUCCUGCCCUUGGGUUUGGUUCAAGUCCAUUUACAACGUAGUAUGUUUUCAGUGAGAAACCGUAACAUGGCAUCCAAGUGUUUCAUGGUUUGUUGGGAAGGUCAUUUUAAAAUAAAAGUUUUCCUAAAAAGAUUUGUCAGCCAAGGUCAUCCAUAAAGGUCCUUGUCUGGAACUCACUUUCUCAGCAGGUCUCACUUUUGGAAUCCUAGGACGUAGCCAUAUCACCGUAGCCUUGGAGGAGGCCUACUGGGCACUCAGAGCUUGACUUUACUAGUCUGCUGUUCUGGUAGAGGAAGACUUUUUUAAGCAUCAAAGUACAGGUUUUCAAAGUACAACCCUUAUGCAUCAAAUAAAUAAGCCUCAAUUUAUUUCUUCAAUAAUUAUUAAAAUUUCUCGAAAUUUUUUUUUCCAACAACAUCUAACUAGCCUAAAUAUAAUCACUAGUCUUCCAUUAGUUAAUGCGAGUGCAUGGCUUUCAUAAUGAACACUCACAUGGUGAGAAGGGAAAUGUCUGCUGCAUGCACCUGUGGUCUCCAGCCCAUCAGACUGAGUUGCACUUGUUUCAUGAUUAUCUGUAACUAUGAGAAUAAAGAACUACAGCUCGCCUGUCUUGAGCUUUACUCGGAGUAGCUAACACACACUAGGAAGUUGUCUUCACCGUUUAAUACAGUUCUUUGGGAUAGCAGAGUAGCAUUUAGAGUUCUUCAAAUCACACAUUAUUUUAAUAGCUACAACUGACUUGCCAUGGGAAAACUUAACCAGCCUCCUGAGAGAGACCUCUUGCAUUUCCUGGCAGAACCUUACAUGCUAUAGGUGGUUUACAGCAGAUUUCAUACAGUAUUCCCACCAAGAAGCGAUUCCUCUGUUUGACCAGGUCGUUCCCAUGUAUAAGUUGACCCGUGGUACACACUACACACAGGCAUACAAACACGAAAAGACAUGAAUGGGAGGUGAAGAGGACUGGCCCCUGUCCUGCAGAGCCCUGCUCGCCUCCCACACAGACUGCUCUGGUUUCCAACCAACAUGGGUUACAGAAGCUCUUCAAACUUCCCUUCUGAUGUAGAGAGCCUGGAGGUAAAUGGGGGCAAUUAACAGUAACCCCACUGUUGUAAAGACUAUUGGGGUGCCCCAGGUCGAAAGCCAAUGAUUUGGAAUCAGCUUUUUUUUGUAAAACAUUUUUUUGGAGUACUGAACUUCACAGGGGCUUGCCUUAAUUUAGUAGUUUCAAGAUGUAUGCGCUAAUAUUCUAUGUGUUGAAAUGUUAAAAUAUUCUAUGUAGCCCCAAGAGUGGGUAAAACAGAGUUUAAUGCCUAAAUAAAUAAGCUAAAAGGUGUCAGUCACUACAGCUGGAUUUUUUAGAGAAAGUGAACAUAUGAAAAAUAGGCUAUGCGUCAUGAACAAAAAACAAUGGCACCUUGGGAUUGCACUAUUUCAUGCACUGUUUUCUAUGCCAUUUCCUAGCCUGCACUUUUACCUCCAAAGAAAUGCUGUGUAGUGCCCGUUGCUUGCUAGUGAGCUCAUUCCUAACGGCACUAAUUCUAGUUCACUAUGCUGAGUUAGUUUCCGUAACUGCCUUCCUUAUGAGUUCUCUGCUUCCUUAGCCAUAAUCCUUUCUAGGAUCUGAGAACUCCUGUCUCCUCAGUUUCCAACAGUGUAGCAUUUUAAUUUAAUGUAAACCUCAUCCUUGGUGGUGAGCACAGUCAUAGAUCCUCUUCUAGUGGUGAGGACCUGUUUGUUACAUCAACCAAACCUUCAGAGUCGACGCUGUGAGAUCUGAAAGCAGGGCUAUAAGACCUGAGAGGGAACACACAAAAGGACAGCUGAUUCCAACAGGAAAUGUACUAUCCGAUGCUUUGGUUUGAGGUCUGAUGAGUUCCUUUAGGGGACAAGAGGUUCAGUGAACACUACUUAAAUGUAGAGCCCACUACCACCUGCAGGAAGUUAUUUUCAACAAUUGCUAAGUCCACAAAACCGACAGCAAGCACCGGUGGUGAGGUGUGGCCGAGAACUGCUCUCCCUUUGAGUAGCAGUAUGUCACACAGAUAAGACCUAGGGCAGGCCUGAGUGAUGUUGGCCUUUCCCAGCUGCCUAAGAAUCAUGGUUACAUUUCUGAAACUCAAGCAUUAAAGCCACCUUUUCCACAUUGUGUCUGAAGGUAGCCACAUGCUUUAGCAUAGGGGUCCGACCAGGCUAUUGCCAAAGUCUAGUGGUUCAUACUGCCGAAAGGUUAGCCGUGUUGAUUCUUUAUGUGGUACCGUAUGUCUGUUUACUUAUGCUCAUGAGCAACAAUAAACCAUUUUCAUUGUUAUGACCUAGUCAAUUAUUGGAAGGUGGGGAAAAAAGCACCUCCCAGUCACACAACAGGGCACGGAAAUAAACGUGUUGUCACCAGG